UUCUGCACAGCUCACCCUCAGUCGCUCGUUACUAUACCAACGAUUACCUCACCAUCUGUACUCUAUACUCAACAGACUACCCUCUGGCGAUUUCGUCAUAAGUUGCAGCCGAUUCCUCUCGGAUCAAGUCCCCCUCCUACAAUGCGAUAGCAAUGUCAUCGUCCCCUUCGUCGGUGAAGUCGAGACCGCCGAAGCGGACCUCUCCAGCAAGGACGCCCCUUCGAGAACGAACCCAGUCCCAAGCCAACGAAAUCUCGGCCCGCCUGAGCAAAGAUGCUCUGUCGGAUCAGGAAAACUUCAGCAUAUACAACACCACACCCUUUCCCACAAAGGCGGCACAUGUUCUCCUUCCCAGCUCGAUCAAGAAGAAGAAAAGCACUCGCAACUUCGACGGUGAUGUCUUCACGGACUCUCCAUUCGCGAAUGAGACGGGAAGAACCAACGAAGCACAAAGGACUGUGCGAGGGGUCGCACAACCCACGAUUAGGCUCAAGCGGUCUGUCAAAGCAUUGCGAGAUCUAUAUGAGGCUCAGGCGGAUGAAGCGUCUCGUCCUUCCACAGCUGCGUCGCCUCCUCUUCGCCCCAGCACCGCCAAUUCGUCACGACUAAGGGCCGUAGGGUCAAACGAAAGUUUGUCUGGGCCUUAUGCUUGGGACAAUGCACGCAAGAUUUCUUCUGACGAUUUGGCGUUGUUGCCAACAUUGCCUCAAGGGGGACGGUUUGCGAAUAGGCGGUCAUCAAGGGCAUCUUUCACUUCCAUCGCCGAGAGGUUUGCAGCUACCUCAAGUCCAAAUUAUCGAGUUCUGGGUGUAACCUCGAGUCCGAGGCCACCUGCGGAUCUGUAUAGUUCUGGCCUGGGUUCAUCCACAGCGGAUCCGAGUAUCAGCACCGUUCAAAACAGCUCUUCGAGCCCAAAUGUGGUCAGACUCGCCCACACAUCAAGUACGGAGCAGUUUCAGGACGAUGUGCAGUCAUCAAGUCCAAAUGUGAUCAAAUUAGGGACAUCGAGCCCAUUCGGUUCACGACCUGCCGCCAUCCACUUUGCCACCACGUUAACACGUCGCAGCUCAGACUCGUCACCGAAGCGGAAACGUUCUGAUACUCUGGAAAGUGGCUCAUUCGCAGACAGGGCAGGCGCGAGGAACCCUUUGGCCUCCAGUCCACCCGUGGAUCGAUAUAUCCCCACCUCGGCAGCAGCCAGUAACGUCUCACCCGAGAGUCGGGGAUUUGCAUCUUCCGCAGGUGAAAGUAUUCGUCAGGUGGAAGGCUCCUUCGAUGAUUCCAGCCCGAUUGUGCGAAGGUUGGGAGUUUACCAAGUCAGCUCUGACGACUAUUCACUUGCUGAGUCUCAUGCGAGCCUCCAAGCUGCUCUCAGCUCGAGUCCGCCUCGUAUACAAUAUCCGGUCGUACGCGCACCGCCCAGGAGCCAACAAGUUGGACUGAUGGUGCCGAAAAGAAACUCUAGAUCUCUGUCUAGAUCUCUUUCCGCGGGGACAGCAGGACCGGAAUUGCCAUCCAGGCUAUCAGCAAUCCCAUCCGAGGCCGCAAAUACCCGGCCGACGAGCGUCUCAUCUUCGGUCCUAGAUGAAAUCGAUGAGUAUUUGACCUCCGAUGAAUUGGCCCCAGCAUCGAUGUAUAUAAUCAAUGCACCAUCCAUCAAGUCACAGAUCCGGAUCGUUCGAGAUGACGACUCGGACUCUCAUGAAGCCGCAGACGAAGUGUCAGCUUUACCUUCGAGCGACGAUGUGUACAAAUCGCCCACAACUCGAACAUCACGCAGCGGCAGCUAUGUCGGUUCUAUCGACUCGUCGCUGUCACGACUCACUCCUAUGAGAUCAUCGAAGCAUUUGCGACGAAACAGUUCUCUUUCUCCUUCACUUCGACCUACCUCUUCGGGCAGUGCAGUCGCCCCGGCGCCUCCACUUCCAACAUGGGCGAAACGGUAUUAUUCGGGCGCCUAUGCAGAAUCAUUCCAAUAUCUGUAUGCCAGCACCUCACACGUAAAUCUGCAAAACCUGGCCAGCACAGGUCGGGGUCAAAGGACACUUCCAGCACCUUCGCGACCAACAACCGCGAGAUCAAAUGGCAGUCCGACCCGACGCGGCUUCCAUCAAGCCGUGACAGAUCGCAUGGAAGCUCUCUUCAAGGGCAGAUCCCGCCCACGUCUUGAAGCGAGGAAAUCGCACACCCUUCCCGGCGAAGGACCUCUUGUAUCCAAUCCGCUCCGCGGCCCUGCAACAGCAGCCAUCGACACACGGCGACAGUCGUACCCUUCCACGCACCAUUCCUCUACUCACGGCCGGUCAUUCUCCGCCCCUCUAUCUCCAGUCGACCCACGGUCUCACUGGGCCGGUGUCAUUGAGAUUAAUGAACAACCGCUUGAAGUUGGUCCAGGGUCAACAUAUACCAUACACCAGCACCAUUACCGCCGCCCUAGCUACGACUACAGCGUGACACCAUCGGAAUCUCAGAUGUCAGUCGUGCACUAUUCAGGUGCCCAAAUUCGGCGUAGCUGGCCCGCCUCCCCACAUCUGCACCACGACCAGAGACUCAACACAGGCUCCUCCGCAUCACGCGGCUUUGGGUUCCCAUUCAAUGCAAGGUCCCGCUGGACCGCCCCAAGUAUCAUGUCGCAGUCGGGCGGUUUCUUCUCGAGACGAGCAGACCUACGCAGCGCACAGGUCGCAUGUUUCGCCGUUGGCUUCGUUGUUCCAUUCACAUGGUUCAUCGCGGCCUUCCUGCCUCUCCCAAAGCGACCAGCAUCGUACGCAGACCUGGAGAAGAAUGCGUACAGCCAAGCGGCGAUAGAGCGGCGUCAGUCGCAGCGGUACUCUUCGCAGCCUGAGGGAGGCCUCUCGGAUUGGGAAGAGAUGGACGUCCUCGCCAGGCUGCGCAUCGAGAGACAUACCGCGGGCGUGGCGGAACUCAAAUGGCAGCAUGCACGCUGGUGGCGGAACCUGAAUCGCUGGAUGUGCGCUGUCGGGCUUGUCGUCUGCAUUUUGGUCGUCGUGCUUGCUGUUCUGGGUACCAAAAGGAAUUGGUGAACACUAAAUCAUACGGAUAUUUUUGGGAUGUGGAUAUGGAUAUUUAUGGACGACCAUCUCCUAUUUGACUCUCUUGACGACUUAGCGAGCGUUGACGAUUUUAUUUGCGACCUUCACAUGAUUACCAUAUUUUCUAUACUAGUUCUCCACUUGAUGAGACUGUGCAUAGUCACCAAUUAAUAUCUUCUGAUCUUAAUGUUUCAUGCAA
Messenger RNA from Exophiala viscosa, 3252 nucleotides. RefSeq lists its product as uncharacterized. Lineage: Eukaryota; Fungi; Ascomycota; Eurotiomycetes; Chaetothyriales; Herpotrichiellaceae. The coding region runs from base 153 to 3044 and encodes 963 amino acids. The record is from RefSeq and is a predicted model, not a curated record. The transcript has a single exon.